CUCCUUCAACUAUGGGGUUCGACAUCCUGAAAGGGUAUACAAAGCUUCCUCGCUAUAUUGAUGCUGAUGAUAGUGAAGAGAAGCUGUCUGUCACGACGGAGGUCGAGAUAGCUUCCGCGAGAUGCACACUUAAAGUCUUCAUUUUCUUGACAGUCGCCAAUGUGUUGCUGUUUGCCAUCUCAAUAUACAACUUCGAAAUUCGAAGCUGCAAGAUUAGUUCUGCACAUGAAGCUUCGCACUCUGGAAGCAACCCCGCGCAUGAUUCCACACCUUAUUCAACAUUCCUGGAUACCGUGGAUCUGAAUCUCCAGCCCCACACUUUCAACGGCAGACUACGAGAUAACACUUCCAUCUAUCGAAUGCCGCCCUCUUCAGAGGUUGACGAAGCAUGGGACUACAUAUCCACGGAAGGCCUCGAGGUGAUGACUGUAUCCUCAUCCGAUAUCCUACACUCCUUCAAAGACCCCUCAAUCAGUGUCCAAGCUCCUCAAUCUUGGAAUCGUGGCCCAGACGCGUACAUCGUCCAGAUCGACGUAUUCCACCAAAUCCACUGCCUCAACGAACUUCGCAAGGAAAUAUAUCACGACUAUUACUACCCUGACCAACAACCAGAUGAGCUACACCGAGAACACAAGAAUCAUUGCAUACAUAUGAUCUUGCAGAACUUGAUGUGCCAUGCGGAUCUAGAGAUCAUCACGCACAAUUGGGUGCACAAUGACUUGAUUCCGGAACCAAAGACAAGACCGUUUCCGGAUUUCAAUGUCGUGAAGCAGUGUAGAGACUUUGAUGGGAUUUUAGAUUGGGCGACGCAAAAUGCCGUGAAAAAUUUGCCCGGCAAGUGGAAUGAUUUGAGGAUCCCACCUGGGACGAGGGUAGUGCCUGGUGAUGGGUAUGCUUGAGAAGAUAAUUGGGCUGUAUCGUAGGACAAGAUGGUUUC
Molecule: messenger RNA, 937 nt
Organism: Mollisia scopiformis
Lineage: Eukaryota; Fungi; Ascomycota; Leotiomycetes; Helotiales; Mollisiaceae
Exons: 2
Coding region: 12-899 (295 amino acids)
Biological process (GO): mycotoxin biosynthetic process
Source: RefSeq, a predicted model, not a curated record